AUGUGUGCUCUCUGUAUAUUGCAAAGUGGUUGUCUUCCUGUGGUGUGUGUGUGCGCGCGAGGGACGUACCAGGCUUUAACUGUGACAGUGCUAAAACAGGGAUCCAAUCAGGCGAUACGCUUCUACGUGAUGAACUCUCUACGGAACUGGUACAAAGGUGAGACGGGUUAGAGGUCAAAGGUUCAGGUGAGACAGACAUGUGUUAGAGGUCAUGUUAACUUCACAAAAAGUUGGUUCCACGUCAUAAUAGCCCAGUGUCGUGUCCGGUGUUUGACUAAACCGUUUUUUUGUAACAAAUAAGAUAAGAAAAACUGAACUGGCCCAAACUAAUUUGCACUUAAUAAGUCUUAGUCACUUCCUGUCUCUGGACCAAUCACCAUCUCUGGUACGACACCAGUCAUAGCUCAGAACCUGACGGAGGGUGGAGGUCAGUUUGACUCCAGUCUGACCCCAGGGCGUGCAUUUCCUAGGAGACGACCUCCGGCGGGAGAUGCACCCUAUUGUCACGGUGAUGCUCAGGACGACGUGCAGAGCUGCUAGGGUGUUUGGAAACACUCUUCUGGACGUGGUCAAGACCAGGAUGCAGGUACACAUCGAAGCACUGUGUGUGUGUUUAGGAAUUUGUAGGAUUUACAGGUGUGUGAGAUACAGAAGAAGCUUGAUAAUGCAAGCUAGCCACCUAACGUUAGCAAACCAAAUGCAUAGCUGGAGCCCUGAGUUGGAGAAAAUGUAUUUGGCACAUCUUAGAUAGUCAACUAAUAGUUACACGAUAUUUAGCAGGCAAACAGUAGUAGUGAAUUUCAAGUGUAACUUGAUCACCUCUAGUGCUGCUCAACAGUGUAUCUUCGCGUCACGUUUGUUCCAUGUGCUUUUUGUAAAACAAUCAAACCAUGUGACUGGCUCAAUUGAAUUUUUGUGAAUUUUAAAAAAAGAACACCUUCGGUACUUCAAAAUGCCCCAGUUUACCACCCAAACCUAAUGCAGUGGUUGGAGGUCCACCGGUACAGCAGCACGAUGGACUGUGCCUUCCAGAUCCUCAAGAACGAAGGACCACAGCUGUGAGUAACUCUAUGCUACACUCCCUCUCUCCAUUGCUCUUCCUCCACUCUCUUUGUCGCUUAGAUAUGGUCAUCGUCUAACCCUCUCACCCUCUCUGUGUGUGUGCGUGUGUGGGGCUAGGUUCUAUAAGGGUACGGUGCUGAGGCUAGGCAGGGUGUGUCUAGAUGUGGUUAUCGUGUUUGUCAUCUAUGAAGAGGUGGUCAAACUACUCAAAGUCUGA
Coregonus sp. 'balchen' is the source of this 1279-nucleotide messenger RNA. Lineage: Eukaryota; Metazoa; Chordata; Actinopteri; Salmoniformes; Salmonidae. The record is from the annotation of a GenBank genome assembly.